GCCCACUAGCCACUCCUUCAAACGUGUCUUACCAACUCUCUUCUAGAAACAAAUUUAGGCUUCACCUUCCUCCUCCAACCUCUCCCUCUCUCUCUCUCUCUCUUUCUCAAACCAUCUCUCCAUAAAACCCUAAUUAUAUUUCAUAUCAUCACAAGGAUCAGAAGAAGAGGAAGAUGGGGAGGUCUCCUUGCUGCGAGAAGGACCACACGAACAAAGGAGCUUGGACGAAGGAAGAAGAUGACAAGCUCAUCUCUUACAUCAAAGCUCAUGGUGAAGGUUGUUGGCGUUCUCUUCCUAGAUCCGCCGGUCUUCAACGGUGUGGCAAAAGCUGUCGUCUCCGGUGGAUUAACUAUCUCCGCCCUGAUCUCAAGAGGGGUAAUUUCACCCUCGAUGAAGAUGAUCUCAUCAUCAAACUCCAUAGCCUUCUCGGCAACAAGUGGUCUCUGAUUGCGACGAGGUUACCGGGAAGAACAGAUAACGAGAUUAAGAAUUACUGGAAUACACAUGUUAAGAGGAAGCUAUUAAGAAAAGGGAUUGAUCCUGCGACUCAUCGGCCGAUCAACGAGACUAAAGCUCCUCAAGAUUCCUCUGAAUCUAGUAAAACAGAGGACCCUCUUGUCAAGAUUCUCUCUUUUGGUCCUCAGUUGGAGAAGAAGGAAAGUUUUGAGGAUGAGAGAGCUCAUAAGGGAGUGAUUUGCAAAAAGGAUAGAGUUGAGUACUCGUACUCAGCUUUCGAAGGAAGAUGUCUAGAUUUGAAUCUUGAGCUAAAGAUCAGCCCGCCAUGGCAAGACAAGCUCCAUGAUGAGACGAGCAUGCGGUUCCGGAGAGAGAAGCAUAUGUGCACAUCGUGCCGUUUUGGAUUUGGGAACGACAAGGAGUGUAGCUGUAAUAGUGCGAAAUGUCAAACAGAGGACAGUAGUAGCAGCAGUUAUUCUUCAAGCGACAUUAGUAGUAGCAUUGCCUAUGACUUCUUGGGUCUAAACACCAGGGUUUUGGAUUUUAGCUCUUUGGAAAUGAAAUGAAAUAUAUAAAGAAAAGUUUAAUAGCUCUGAAUUGUGAUAUUAAAAUUUAACAGACUCGUUCAUGGUGCUUACUGCUUACAAUUCA
Messenger RNA from Capsella rubella, 1107 nucleotides. RefSeq names its product transcription factor MYB32. The record is from RefSeq and is a predicted model, not a curated record. The transcript has 2 exons. Bases 174 to 1022 code for a protein of 282 amino acids. Lineage: Eukaryota; Viridiplantae; Streptophyta; Magnoliopsida; Brassicales; Brassicaceae.